CGAGAAUGGUGACUCCCUUCCUUCCGGUCCGCUAAGCGAAGGCCGGAAGUGUCGGUUUGUACAGUCUCUGGGAGUGGAAAGGAGUUGGUAGCGGCAGCUGGGGCAGCGAGGAGGUUGCAGAAACUCUCGGAUUCUCGCGGCAGAGUUAGGGAUUUAACUGCCACCAUGUCGAGCAAAAGAGCAAAGACCAAGACCACCAAGAAGCGCCCCCAGCGCGCGACCUCCAACGUGUUCGCCAUGUUUGACCAGUCCCAGAUUCAGGAGUUCAAGGAGGCCUUCAACAUGAUCGACCAGAACAGGGACGGGUUCAUCGACAAGGAAGAUUUGCAUGACAUGCUUGCUUCCCUGGGAAAAAAUCCAACUGAUGAGUAUCUGGAUGCCAUGAUGAAUGAGGCUCCAGGUCCCAUAAAUUUUACCAUGUUUCUCACGAUGUUUGGUGAAAAAUUAAAUGGAACAGAUCCAGAAGAUGUCAUCAGAAAUGCUUUUGCUUGCUUUGAUGAAGAAGCAACUGGCACCAUUCAGGAGGAUUACCUGAGAGAACUGCUGACCACAAUGGGAGACCGGUUUACAGAUGAGGAAGUGGACGAGCUGUACAGAGAAGCACCUAUUGACAAAAAGGGGAAUUUCAAUUACAUCGAGUUCACGCGCAUCCUUAAGCAUGGAGCGAAAGACAAAGACGACUGAAAGAACUUCAAACUCCAGCCAAACGUUCCUUGUUGCCACUCUGGGUAUUUCUGAGACUUUCUCUUAGAGCCUGUUGCAUGCCCUUAGCUUUACAGCUUCUGCCUUUCUUGUUGUAUUUAUUCUCAGCCAUUUGGGGCACAUGCAUCUCUAUAAUCAGACUGGAUGUGGGACUUCUUGUCAUUUUAAGAAUAGAAAAUAGGGUAAUUUAACUUAGCAGCUGCCGUCUACCCUCCCCGCCCCCAGUAACUGCAGUCUACAGAGUCAAUAUAUUUUUUCAGAGAAGGUUAUUCACUCAAUUUUUUCUGAACCAUAAUUAAACUUUAUGAUAAAAACUUA
Molecule: messenger RNA, 1020 nt
Organism: Cervus elaphus (red deer)
Lineage: Eukaryota; Metazoa; Chordata; Mammalia; Artiodactyla; Cervidae
Product: myosin regulatory light polypeptide 9
Exons: 4
Coding region: 166-684 (172 amino acids)
Biological process (GO): platelet aggregation
Cellular component (GO): cytoplasm
Molecular function (GO): calcium ion binding
Source: RefSeq, a predicted model, not a curated record